AUGGCACACCCACAACUCCCCGAGGAAAUACUACCUACCUUUCCUUACCUUACCCCACCACUAAGCCCCGCCUCUCCACCACCCUUUCACGUCCUGAUAGUCGGAGCCAGCAUCUCGGGCCUUGCACUCGCCCACGCUCUUCAACGCGCCAAAAUCCCUCACACGAUACUGGAAGCUCAGCCGCAAGUCACACACCCGGGCAUUGGCGCCAGCAUCGGGCUAUGGCCGAACGGGAUGCGAGUACUUGACCAGCUGGGUGCAUGGGAGCGUAUCAAAAAGGAGUGCAACACGAUGGGGGACUGUUGGGACAGGGGAGACUCUGGAGGAACGGCGUGUUGUUGGGUACACCGAGUUGACGAACGUGGUUGCAGGAACGGGUACACAGGCUUCGCCGUCCUCGAGCGCGCCCAUGUCGUCAAGGCGCUGUGGGACACGCUACCCGACCAGUCGGUUGUGGUGACCAACGCGCGCUUGGCCAACAUCGUCGACGGGCCUGACGGCGUGCGUGUCACCACGACUUCCGGAGCCGAGUAUGCUGGUGACAUUGUCGUCGGGUGUGAUGGAGUGAACAGCGCUGUUCGGAGCUGCAUGUGGGAGGCGGCGAACCGCAAUGUGCCGGGAUUGAUCUCGGAAAAGGAGAAGAGGUCACUCAUAACCUCUUACAAAUGCCUUGCCGGCAUCUCCACCGCCCUUCCGUCCCUCCCAGGCCACACUACCAGCGACAGCCACAUUUUGCAUGCCCCCGGCCGGUGCAUCCUUCUCCUAACCACUCCCACGCGCACGUUCUUCUUCGUCUUCCUCAAGCUCCCCCGUCCGAUUCAGUACCCCGCACGCGUACGGUACACCCCCGCGGAGGCAGCUGCCGAGGCCGCUGCGCUUGCACACGUACCCCUAACCGACACAGGCACGGCCACGUUCGGAGAUGUGUGGGCGCGCCGUCUUCGCGCGCAGCUCAUCCCGCUGGAGGAAGGCGUCUUCGACACCUGGCACCACGGCCGGACGGUCCUGCUCGGAGACUCUGCGCACAAAUUCAGCGUCAUGCUGGCGUUUGGCGGGAAUGCGGCGCUGGAGAGCGCUGCCGCACUGGCCAAUUGCUUGCACCGUGAAGUGCUUGCACACAGAGGGUGCAAGGUCGGCCCCGAGGCCAUCACCAACUUGUUUGAAGAAUAUCAAGCGCAGCGCUUCCCCCGCGCACAGCGUAUUCACCGCCUCGCGCACCGUGUCAUGCGCCUGCAAUCGUGGGAGACGCCAUUGCUGCGGGCGGCACAGCGCUUCGUUAUUCCGCUGGUGGGAGAGGCCUGGGCGUUGAACGUGUUUGCGGCAUUGGUGGCGGGCGGAGGUCGCCUCAACUUCGUGCCUGUGCCUGAGCACGAGAAAGGGAACGUGCCAUUCGACGACGAGAUUGUGCGUGGGGCGCUGGUGCGGAGAUGUCCAGGCGAGGCCGGGUCGGCGGCGCUGGUGAAAGUGACGGGAAUGCAUGAAAGGUUGGCGGAGCUACUUCGUGUCCUUUUGUCGGCGGGACUAUUUGCUGCCGUGGUGGUGAGCGUGCGAGCGUGGCGGACGUAG
Aplosporella prunicola CBS 121167 is the source of this 1566-nucleotide messenger RNA. RefSeq lists its product as uncharacterized. Lineage: Eukaryota; Fungi; Ascomycota; Dothideomycetes; Botryosphaeriales; Aplosporellaceae. Gene Ontology annotation, molecular function: FAD binding. The transcript is spliced from 3 exons. The record is from RefSeq and is a predicted model, not a curated record. The coding region runs from base 1 to 1566 and encodes 521 amino acids.